AUGGGCCCUGCAGGCACGGGCAAGUCGACGUACUGCAAUAAUAUGCACGAGUUCUGCGCUGCAUCUGGUCGCAUGACUUACGUGGUAAAUUUGGACCCAGCCGCUGACCAUUUCGAAUACCCUGUGGCUUUUGACAUUCGGGAUCUGAUUAGCGUGGAAGACGUAAUGGAGGAACUCGGCUAUGGACCAAAUGGUGGACUUCUCUAUUGCAUGGAAUAUCUUGUUCAAAACCUAGACUGGCUGCAGGAUCUGCUAGGGGAGUAUAGCGACGAAGACUACUUUAUUUUCGAUUGUCCAGGUCAGAUCGAACUAUACUCACACCUUCCAGUAAUGAAGCAACUCUGCGAUACAUUAAAGGAUUGGGGGUUUAAUAUUUGCUGCGUUUACUUGAUUGAUUCAUUAUUUAUUGCCGACCCAACCAAGUUCAUUUCGGGUGUUCUCUGCUCUCUGUCGGCUAUGGUACAAUUAGAGCUGCCUCACAUCAAUGUGAUUUCGAAGUGCGAUUUAGUGGACGAGAAGGAAAUGUCAAAAUAUCUGGAUCCAUCAGGGAGUUACCUUCUUGAAAACCUUGCAAACGCAACUGAUCCAAAGUGGCGUCCUCUAAGCGCGGCGAUCUGCAAUGUGAUUGAUGACUUUAGUAUGGUUGCUUUCGUCCCGAUGAAUAUUAAUCGCGAGGAGAGUAUUGAAACGGUACUUAUGCACGUAGAUCAUGCGAUCAAUUACGGGGAAGACCUGGAGCCGCAGGAGCCGAAGAAUCGAGAUCCCGACGAAUAG
Plasmopara halstedii is the source of this 774-nucleotide messenger RNA. Its product is annotated as gpn-loop gtpase 3. Bases 1 to 774 code for a protein of 257 amino acids. Lineage: Eukaryota; Oomycota; Peronosporomycetes; Peronosporales; Peronosporaceae. The record is from RefSeq and is a predicted model, not a curated record. Gene Ontology annotation, molecular function: GTPase activity. The transcript has 9 exons.